AUGACUACCAGCUUUGCAAUGGCCUGUACGGGAUUUAAAAAUAACUGGGUUUUUGUAAAACAUUAUUUUUAUUAUACAGGAGUUGAUGAAGACGGCAUCAUCAAUAUUUUGACCAAAAGAACCAAUAGCCAACGACAACAGAUCAAAGGGGCUUAUCAACAGGCACAUGAACUGAUAUCACAUUGUGAUCUGUUUCCUCUGUCUUUGGUUUCAGGUCUGACCACCACUGAGGAGAAGAAAUGGAGGGAGCUGCGGCGGUUCACACUGUCUACCUUACGAGAUUUUGGGAUGGGGAGGAAAACAAUGUCUGAGAGGGUGCAGGAGGAAGCCCUUUGUCUGGUGGAUGAAAUGGCUACCACAAAAGGGCAGCCAUUCGACCCAAGGAGAAUUAUUGCAAGUGCUGUUUCUAAUGUGAUAUGUGCAGUUGUUUUUGGCAAUCGAUUUGAUUACAAAGAUAAAACCUUCAUAGAGAACCAGAAUAUUGUGGAGACUCAAAUAAGACACUCUCUUGGUUUCUUAGGACUGGUAUACAAUACAUUUCCCAAAACAGUGACAUUCUUUCCUGGGCCACACCAAAGCAUUUUUGCUAACAUUGAAAAGUUCUGUGAUUAUAUCCGUGAGAAUGUGGAUUUGCACAAAAAGACAUUGGAUCCCCAAAAUCUGCGUGACUAUAUUGAUUGCUUCCUUCUUAGAGUGGAGAAGGUAGGUAUAGAUGCCAUAUCUGAAUAAUUGUUUAAAUAUCUCUAUUAUGCAUCUAAGAUGGAACUAAUUCAUCCUAUAUGAUGAAGUGUGGAAAUAUUUAUUCUCCCCUCCACUUUUUUAUUUGCUUUUGGACAAUCCCUUCAUUGCCAUUUGUUGGCACAUAUUACUAUUCCAGGCAUAAUUGUUGCUAAAGGUAUCCAUUCAAUUCUGAAGGUUAGGUCAAACAAUAG
Thamnophis sirtalis is the source of this 932-nucleotide messenger RNA. The record is from RefSeq and is a predicted model, not a curated record. NCBI's taxonomy places the organism in Eukaryota, Metazoa, Chordata, Lepidosauria, Squamata, Natricidae.